Messenger RNA from Vicugna pacos (alpaca), 1066 nucleotides. RefSeq names its product casein kappa (gene CSN3). The record is from RefSeq and is a predicted model, not a curated record. Gene Ontology annotation, biological process: lactation; protein stabilization. Lineage: Eukaryota; Metazoa; Chordata; Mammalia; Artiodactyla; Camelidae. Gene Ontology annotation, cellular component: extracellular region.
AUAGUCUCUUUUCAAGCUUUAUAAAUGACAGCUCUAUUUCCUCCUAUGCAUUUCACUAACCACAGUUGACACAAAGAUGACUCUGCUAUCGUCAAAUCUUUCCUUUUUGUCAUCUUCCUAUUGGGUGUAAUGUAGGAGGAAGAUAAAUCACAUGAUGCAAAGCACUAAUACCCUUUAAUUAGUCUCCAGUUAUUUACUUUGGGUCUUCUUUACAGUUGAGAGGCCAACUCAACCUACUGCCAAGCAAGACCUGACGGGCACAAGGGAAGGUGCAAUCAUGAAGAGCUUCUUCCUAGUCGUGACUAUCCUGGCAUUAACUCUGCCUUUUUUGGGUGCAGAGGUGCAAAACCAGGAACAACCAACAUGCUGUGAGAAGGUAGAAAGAUUGCUCAAUGAAAAAACAGUCAAAUAUUUCCCAAUUCAGUUUGUGCAGAGUAGAUAUCCUAGUUAUGGAAUCAAUUACUACCAACACAGACUAGCUGUACCAAUUAAUAACCAAUUUAUUCCUUAUCCAAAUUAUGCAAAGCCAGUUGCAAUUAGACUACAUGCUCAAAUUCCUCAGUGCCAAGCCCUGCCAAAUAUCGACCCACCUACUGUGGAACGUCGGCCACGUCCACGUCCAUCAUUUAUUGCCAUUCCCCCAAAGAAAACCCAGGAUAAAACAGUCAUCCCCGCCAUCAAUACUGUUGCUACUGCUGAACCUCCAGUCAUACCUACCGCUGAACCAGUAGUGAACACUGUAGUUAUUGCAGAAGCUUCCUCAGAAUUCAUCACCACAAGUACACCCGAGACCACCACAGUCCAAAUUACUUCAACUGAGAUCUAAAAACUAAGGAAACAUCAAAGAAGACAACACAGGUCUUGCUGAAACCAAACGACCAGUUCAAACUCUUCUUUGGCCAGCUGUCUGCCUUCAGUCAAGAGAGAAUAUGAUUUUCACAGAUUCAGCUCCUUUCUCUUCUCCCCUUACAUUUUACAUUCAUGCCACAUUUAAUUUUUUGAUCUUGCAUAAUAAAGCUAAUUGAAUGCAACUGGAUCUCUUGAAAACAGUCUGUGAAUACACCUU